Molecule: messenger RNA, 1439 nt
Organism: Hemibagrus wyckioides
Lineage: Eukaryota; Metazoa; Chordata; Actinopteri; Siluriformes; Bagridae
Gene: mkrn2os.2
Product: MKRN2 opposite strand, tandem duplicate 2
Exons: 4
Coding region: 82-756 (224 amino acids)
Source: RefSeq, a predicted model, not a curated record
CACGGCUUCAGGCUGCCAGAAUGAAGGGGAAGGUGCAGGAGAGCAGAGCGAGCAGUUAGACGCUCCCAAUGCUGGUCUUCAAUGGAUAAGAGCGUGAUCAAAUUCAGUCACUGUGACAAAGAUAUUUUUUGCUUCUUUGUGCCAGAGGAAUGCCCCGAGUGUGGCACAAGCUUCAGCGGGAGAAGGCUAGAGGAGGCACCUAUCAGCAUCCCUAACCCCUUCACCAACGGCCACAAAACACCCUGUGCUUUCCUCAUCGCUCCAGCGGAGGACAACACGCUCAGAGAAUAUGAUGGUAGAUCAGAUCUGCACACUGGAAUUACUGACACAAAUGGUGUUGUGUAUAACUACACUAAGUCUGGCGUGCGGAGAGACCGUGAGGGCUGGGAACACUGCAUCAGCAUCAUGUUAGUCCAGCCUGACAUGUACAAUCUCAUCAAUCAGUGGGAUCAGUAUCUGGAGAAAUUCUCCUCAGCCCAGAUGUGGGAUCCACUCUGGCAAAGCUUUAAUGAGGAAAACCACAACUGCUACAGCUACACACUGAUGUUUAUAAACUGCGUGCUGGCCAUGCAAUCCAAGCGAGCGCUCAGCAAAGACGAGUUCACGCAGACUUUCAUUCUGCCACGUGUCAAAAGGGCAUCCAAGUACACCAUGCUGUGUCAGGAGAUUUCCCAGAACCACUUCUAUAUUGUGGACAGUCCAAAGAGAAACUCGCAGGAAGGACAGGAUGAUGAAGAGAAAGAUGGGAAGUCUUAAUUUGAGUUUUUCCAAUGCUGGUUCAACUCUUCUGUUUAACUGGGUUCUGCUUUAAAGAUACACCAAACAGCAAUAACAUUAUGAGCACUGAGAGGUGAAGUGAAUAACACCGAUUAUCUCCUCAUCAUGGCACCUGUUAGCGGAUGGGAUAUAUUAAGCAGCAAGUGAAUAGUUUGUCCUUAAAGCUGAUGUGUUAGAAGCAGAAAAAAUGGGCAAGGGUAAGGAUUUGAACGAGUUUGACAAAGGGCCAAAUUGUGAUGGCUAGACGACUGGAUCAGGGCAUCUCCAAAACUCCAGCUCUUGUGGGGUGUUCCCGGUCUGCAGCGGUCAGUAUCUAUCCUUUAAGUCCUAUAAGUCCAGUAAGUAUCCUUUAAAUCCAGUAAGUUGCAAGGUGGGGGGCCCAUGUAUCUAGUGGAGUCCAUGCCUCAACAGGUCAGGGCUGUUUUGGCAGCAAAAGGCGGACCAACACAAUAUUAGGCAGGUGGUCAUAAUGUUAUGCUCAAUGCCAGUCAAAAGUACUGUAUGUCUCAAUGACAAACUAAUGAUAUUGAAUCUGACUCAAAUCUUUUAAUAUCUGACUCAUGUAUUACUGAUAUCUGACUAAUAAUACAAGUAUGUUUCAGAAACCUUAUCCUGGCUCUUGUAUUAAAAUUGGGUUUUUAAUAAACAGCCAUGCCUUUCUA